Messenger RNA from Cariama cristata (Red-legged seriema), 736 nucleotides. Its product is annotated as B-cell differentiation antigen CD72-like. Gene Ontology annotation, molecular function: transmembrane signaling receptor activity. The record is from RefSeq and is a predicted model, not a curated record. Gene Ontology annotation, cellular component: plasma membrane. The annotation marks the transcript as partial. NCBI's taxonomy places the organism in Eukaryota, Metazoa, Chordata, Aves, Cariamiformes, Cariamidae. The transcript has 4 exons.
ACUGGCAGGGCGCGCCGCCCGUCAGCACGCAGCCGAGCAGGACCGGCUCUCGCAGGAGGUGAGCGCACGGGAGCAGAGCCUGGAGCAGGCACGGCUGGAGCUGGCGUGGGCCAGAGCAGAGCUGCAGCGAGCGUGGAGGGAGGGCAACAGCAGCCAGCUGGAGAUGGGGAGCCUGAACGCCGAACUGAGGCGCGUCAUGGGGGUCCUGGGAAAGACGGAGAAGGAGAUGCAGGAGGUGCAGGGGAAGCUCAACAACAGCGAGAGCACUGUGGCCAUCCUGCGCUCCUGCACGGCUAUAGAUUGCUGCCCUUCGGGCUGGCUGCUGUACAGGGGCAAGUGCCUCUUCAUCUCGUCGGAGAAGAAGACAUGGGAGGAAAGCAGAGAUGAGUGUGAGAAGAAAUAUUCUCAGCUUCUGGUCACCAAAUCCUGGAGUCGCUGGACCGUGCCGACCUUUCUGAAGAAUGCGGACAUCCCGUACUGGAUCGGGCUGCAGAAGAGCAGCUACCCAUGGUACGACUACGGCUGGCUGGAGGAAGGGGACCUGGAGGGUGAGGGAGUCUCGGACGCCUGGUUCUGGGUGGAUGGCUCCCUUUAUGAAAGGCCAUGGCAGUCAAAGUCAAACGGGUCCUGUGCCAUAAUAACCCGUGGGAACAUCAAACCUGCCCAGUGCACCAGUCCCGACCACCUGCACCUCUGGAUCUGUGAGAAAGCGGCGGGACCGAGCUCUUUCAUGUGA